AUGGCUCUCCUCCCACGCUCCCUCCUCGCCGCGAUCGCGGCCGCAGUUCUUCUCACGACCUCUUUCGCCGCUCGUCCGGACCACCAUCACCGCCACCCUCCGCAUCAUCCUCCCGUCGAAGCUCCGGCUUCGACUGAUGAGGAACAGUGGUACCGUCCCGGUGUCACUCCACCUCCGUCCGAGUCUCCCAUCCAACUCCAUGCUGUAGGCUUCUCUUCACCUCCGUCCGAGUCUCCUUACAAUCUUGAGGCCGCCCAUCAUUAUCCGCCCGAUGAAGCUCCGGCCGAUCCGAUGAAGGGGGAGGAAAAAUGGUACCGUCCCGAGUCUCCUAUCCAACUUCAUGUUAAUCCGCCCGUUGAAGCUCCGGCUCUGACGAAGGGGGAGGAAAAAUGGUACCAUCCCGGUGUCCCUCAACCUCCGUCCGAGUCUCCCAUCCAACUCCAUGCUAUAGGCUUCUCUUCACCUCCGUCUGAGUCUCCUUACAAUCUAGAGGCCGCCCAUCAUUAUCCGCCCGAUGAAGCUCCGGCCGAUCUGAUGAAGGGGGAGGAAAAAUGGUACCGUCCCGGUGUCCCUCAACCUCCAUCAGAGUCUCCUAUCCAACUUCAUGUUAAUCCGCCCGUUGAAGCUCCGGCUCCGACGAAGGGGGAGGAAAAAUGGUACCGUCCCGGUGUCCCUCAACCUCCGUCCGAGUCCCCCAUCCAACUCCAUGCUAUAGGCUUCUCUUCACCUCCGUCUGAGUCUCCUUACAAUCUUGAGGCCGCCCAUCAUUAUCCGCCCGAUGAAGCUCCGGCCGAUCUGAUGAAGGGGGAGGAAAAAUGGUACCGUCCCGGUGUCUCUCAACCUCCAUCAGAGUCUCCUAUCCAACUUCAUGUUAAUCCGCCCGUUGAAGCUCCGGCUCCGAAGAAGGGGGAGGAAAAAUGGUACCGUCCCGGUGUCCCUCAACCUCCGUCCGAGUCUCCCAUCCAACUCCAUGCUAUAGACUUCUCUUCACCUCCGUCUGAGUCUCCUUACAAUCUAGAGGCCGCCCAUCAUUAUCCGCCCGAUGAAGCUCCGGCCGAUCUGAUGAAGGGGGAGGAAAAAUGGUACCGUCCCGAUGUCCCUCAACCUCCAUCAGAGUCUCCUAUCCAACUUCAUGUUAUCCGUCACCCUUCACCUCCGUCCGAGUCUCCAUACAAUCUUCAUGUCAUCGACCACCAUAAAGGCCACCACCAUCAUCACGGACACCAUUCUCAGGCCAAAGCUCCGGCUCCCGGCCAUCACGCUCCUGCCGGUUCUCCCUACGUCAUCGACCGUGAAGUGGUUUUCCAUGAAGACCACCACCACCACUCUCCUUCUCCGGCGGAGGCUCCUUAUUACUCCGGUGCUUAUGCUCCAGCUCCAGCGCCAACUAGCGCCGCUAAUGUGCUCCGGUCAGUCUCCGUUGUCGGAAUUGUGGCAAUAUUGGGUACAAUGCUUCUCAUUUGA
Molecule: messenger RNA, 1464 nt
Organism: Asparagus officinalis (garden asparagus)
Lineage: Eukaryota; Viridiplantae; Streptophyta; Magnoliopsida; Asparagales; Asparagaceae
Product: early nodulin-75-like
Exons: 2
Coding region: 1-1464 (487 amino acids)
Source: RefSeq, a predicted model, not a curated record